Molecule: messenger RNA, 4542 nt
Organism: Xiphophorus maculatus (southern platyfish)
Lineage: Eukaryota; Metazoa; Chordata; Actinopteri; Cyprinodontiformes; Poeciliidae
Product: zinc finger protein 845-like
Exons: 4
Coding region: 74-3832 (1252 amino acids)
Biological process (GO): regulation of transcription by RNA polymerase II
Cellular component (GO): nucleus
Molecular function (GO): DNA-binding transcription factor activity, RNA polymerase II-specific; RNA polymerase II transcription regulatory region sequence-specific DNA binding
Source: RefSeq, a predicted model, not a curated record
GAAGUACAUCCCCGGUAGUUUUCAAACACAACAGAAGUAUCUAACGCUGAAAAUUACCACCACCGGACUCAAAAUGUCGGGUUGUUGCGUUUACGGCUGUUCGAACCGGUACUCGCAGGACGGGGUUAAAUUCUACCGCAUCCCGGGGGGAAACCGGCCGCUUCAGAGCCACCGGAGGCGGCUGUGGCUUCAGGCUAUCAAUCGGGUGGAUUGGACCGAGAAAACUAUGAAGAAAGCUCGGGUCUGUGGUGCCCAUUUUAUAUCAGGGGAGGCGUCACUGGACUCGCAAAAUCCUGAUUUUGUGCCUUCUGUAUUUAUGUCCACUAAACAAAUUCAGAGACCUGGAGCAAAGAUGAAAAAGAACCAGAGGAAAAGGGGGAGAGAUGACACGGUGCACAAGUCACCAGAUCCACCCAGCUUUGGCAGUGACACCAACAUAGAGCAUGGUCCCGACGUCCAGCAGCUGAUGGGGAUGAAAGAGGAGGAGAACUGGAGUCCCAAAUCAGACCAGGAGGACCAGAAGUUUUCAGAGAUUAAAGAGGAGCAGGAGGAGAAAAAGAUCACUGAGUUUAUAUUUGAUCCAGUUCCUGUGAAAAGUGAAGAUGAUGAAGAGAAACCUCAGCUCUCAGAGCUUCAUCACAGCCAAACCAAGGAAAACAGAGACUUUUCUGAACCAGAACAAUAUUUAGAAUCAGAUGGCGGAGAUAAAACUUCUGAUUCUUGUUCAGAGUCCUCAGAGACGGAUGUCAGUGAUGGAAACUGGGAGGAGAGCAGUGAAGCUCAGUCAGGUUUGGGGUCUGGAACCAAUAACACAGGUCCAGUUUGUGAGAAAGACAAAAAGUUACAUCGCUGCUCUGAGUGUAGUAAAAUAUUUAGCUGUAGACAGCAUUUGUUAGAACACAACAGGAUCCACAGUGGAGAAAAACUGUUUAUUUGCUCUGUCUGUGAUGAAACCUUUAUGUGGAAACCUUCUUUGACUCUACACAUGAGGACGCACAAUAAGGAAAAAACUUUCAGCUGCCCUGUUUGUGGUAAAACUUUGGCUUCUAAAGCAAACUUUAAAAAUCACGCAAAAGUCCACACUCUGCAAAGGCCUUUCAAAUGUCCGGCUUGUAAUGCAGCUUUUAAAUGGAAAAACAAUUUAAUAGAACAUAUGAGAAUCCACACUGGAGAGAAACGUUACAGCUGUUCUGUCUGUGACCAAACCUUUACAUGGAGACGAUCUUUGACACAACACAUGAAGAAGCACAGCGAAGAAAAACAUUUCAGAUGCUCUGUUUGUGAUGAAACUUUUAUUUCGAAAGCUAUUUUAAAAAAGCACUCAAAAAUACACAAAGAGAAAACUUUUGAGUUUUUAAAGUCAUCAGAGAAAGAUGGCAGUGGUGAAAACUUGGAGGAGAGCAGUGAACCUCAGUCAGCUUUGGGGUCUGGGAAGAAUAAGACAGAUCCAGUUUAUAAGAAAGGUAAAAAGUUACAUUGCUGCUCUGAGUGCAGUAAAACAUUUAGCUGUAGACAAUAUUUGUUAAAACACAACAGAAUCCACACGGGAGAAAAACCAUUUAGUUGCUCCAACUGUGACAAAACCUUUACCUGGAAACCAUCUUUGACACUGCACAUGAAGAAGCACAGUGAAGGAAAACCUUUCAGAUGCUCUGUUUGUGACAAAACAUUUACACGGAAACUAUCUUUGACGCUGCACAUAAGGAUGCAUAGUGAAGAGAAACCUUUCAGCUGCUCUGUUUGUUGUAAAACGUUUGGUUCCAAAGGAAACUUUAAAAAUCACGCAAAAGUCCACACUCUGCAAAGGCCUUUCAAAUGUCCGGCUUGUAAUGCAGCUUUUAAAUGGAAAAGCAAUUUAAUAGAACAUAUGAGGAUCCACACUGGAGAGAAACGUUACAGCUGCUCUGUCUGUGACCAAACCUUUACAUGGAGACGAUCUCUGACACAACACAUGAAGAAGCACAGUGAAGAAAAACCUUUCAGCUGCUCUGCUUGUGAUGAAACAUUUACACAGAAAUCAUCUUUGACACUGCACAUGAAGACGCACAAUGAUGAAAAACCAUUCAGCUGCUCUGUUUGUGGUAAAACUUUUACUUCUAAAGGAAACUGUAAAGAUCAUGAAAAAGUCCACACUCUGCAUAGGCCUUUCAAAUGUCUGGCCUGUUAUGCAACUUUUAAAAGGAAGAGCAAUUUAAUAGAACAUAUGAGAAUCCACACUGAAGAGAAACGUUACAGCUGUUCUGUCUGUGACCAAACCUUUACAUGGAAACGAUCUUUGACACAACACAUGAAGAAGCACAGCGAAGAAAAACAUUUCAGAUGCUCUGUUUGUGAUGAAACCUUUAUUUCAAAAGCAUAUUUAAAAAAGCACUCAAAAAUACACAAAGAGAAAACUUUUGAUUCUUUAAAAUCGUCAGAGAAAGAUGGCAGUGGUGAAAACUUGGAGGAGAGCAGUGAGCCUCAGUCAGCUUUGGGGUCUGGGAAGAAUAAGACAGAUCCAGUUUAUAAGAAAGGUAAAAAGUUACAUCGCUGCUCUGAGUGCGGUAAAACAUUUAGCUGUAGACAAUAUUUGUUAAAACACAACAGAAUCCACACGGGAGAAAAACCAUUUAGUUGCUCCAACUGUGACAAAACCUUUACGUGGAAGCCAUCUUUGACACUGCACAUGAAGAAGCACAGUGAAGAAAAACCUUUCAGGUGCUCUGUUUGUGACGAAACAUUUACACGGAAACUAUCUUUAACACUGCACAUGAGGACGCAUAGUGAAGAGAAACAAAGUGAAGAGAAACCUUUCAGCUGCUCUGUUUGUAGUAAAACUUUUGGUUCUAAAGCAAACUUUAAAAAUCACGCAAAAGUCCACACUCUGCAUAGGCCUUUCAAAUGUCUGGCCUGUUAUGCAACUUUUAAAAGGAAGAGCAAUUUAAUAGAACAUAUGAGAAAACACACUGGGGAGAAACGUUACAGCUGUUCUGUCUGUGACCAAACCUUUACAUGGAGAAAUUGUUUGACCCGACACCUGAAGAAACACAGUGAAGAAAAACAUUUCAGAUGCUCUGUUUGUGAUGAAACCUUUAUUUCACCAGCUAAUUUAAAAAAGCACUCAAAAAUACACAAAGAGAAAACUUUUGAUUCUUUAAAGUCGUCAGAGAAAAAUGGCAGUGGUGAAAACUUGGGGGAGAGCAGUGAACCUCAGUCAGCUUUGGGGUCUGGGAAGAAUAAGACAGAUCCAGUUUAUAAGAAAGGUAAAAAGUUGUACCGCUGCUCUAAGUGUAGGAAAAUGUUCAGCUGUUUACUGUAUUUGGUAGAACACAACAGAAUCCACACUGGAGAAAAACCAUUUAGUUGCUCUGUCUGUGACGAAACCUUUACAUGGAAAACAUCUUUGACACUGCACAUGAGGAUGCAUAGUGAAGAGAAACCUUUCAGCUGCUCCGUUUGUGCUAAAACUUUUACUUCUAAAGGAAACUGUAACGAUCACUCAAAAGUCCACACUCUUCAUAGGCCUUUCAAAUGUCAGACUUGUAACUCGGCUUUUAAAAGGAAGAGCAAUUUAAUAGAUCAUAUGAGAAUCCACACUGGAGAGAAACGUUACAGCUGCUCUGUCUGUGACCAAACCUUUACAUGGAGACGAUCUUUGACACGACACCUGGAGAAGCACAGUGAAGAAAAACCUUUCAGAUGCUCUACUAGUGACGAAACUUUUAUUUCGAAAGCUAAUUUAAAAAAACACUCAAAAAUUCACAAAGAGAAAACUUUUGAUUCUUUAAUGUCCUCAGAGAAAGAUGGCAGUGAUGAGAACUGGGAGGAGAGCAGUGAACCUGGGUUUGCAUGAAAUUCAACAUAAUUAGGUCCAGUUAAAAUCAAGAUAAUCACAAGCAGAGCACCUUCUUUACAAGAGUAUUGUACAAUAAUGAGGUGUCUUCAGUUGAGAUUUAUUUUACUAAUCCCAGAGGGAAAGUAAAUGUAACUCAUAUUUCACAAUUUUCAUGAAAGACUUGUACAUACUGAUGGCUCUGGGCAGGAAGUAUCUCAUUUACUUUUUUUCUGACUCACCACUUUUACUACUAUAUUAAAAUUACAGAUGAGUUUGACAUGGGUCUUACUAAUAUUAUGUAAUGCAUAAUGUAGAAAAACACUAGUUUAAGCCUGUAUUUAUGUUUAAAAUUACUUUUCUUUAAAAGUGAUUCGGCCAAUGUGUGAUCAGUUUAUAGAGUCACAGGAAACUGAUAUCUGUUUAGUGGAAGGAAGACGUGUUAAAUAUGUCCAAAACUUGUUUCAUCACAACAGUUCUGCUAAGUGGAGGGAGUUUUCAAUGAAGAAGAUGACAAACCUAAAUCUAGUAACUAUCUUUGAAUUUAACUUGAUUUUGAUCAAACUUAUUGUUUUUCUUCAAUAUGCUGCUGUGAGGGUCUUUUUACUCUAGUUUUAUUUUUAUGCUUGUAUUGCUGUAUUUUGAACUGUGCAAUGCACUCAGUUUUAUGUUUCUAACUAGAAUUUGUGUAAGCUUCUGCAUUAUGUGUGAAAUUGGCUAAAUAAAUGGAA